AAGCAAAACCCAAGAGAAAAUCUGCCAUCACACUGCUCUGUUGAGAACAGCAGUAAUGUAGCACAACCACAUCUGGCACCAAAACUCUGAAGACCCGCCUUCUACCUAACAAAAGAGGAGACCCAGACAACCCCAGAAGCUCAGGAGCCUGCAACAGCAGCUGAUCUGACUGACAGUCUCUGGAACACACAAUUCAAGCGAAGACUGUGGCGCAUGAAAGGACGUUCCAUGUUUUCAGCCAUGUCUUCGUUCCCAGUCAUGUUUCUCAGUACUCUGCUGCUGUCUUCUAUUCUCACUGAGGGAAGGAACCACCACCAGGUCCUCUCCGGCUCCACGCUGUCUGUCACGCCGCAGCCCACAUCCUUCUCCUCCUCCUCCACCAAGGCCACCGUUGCCAUGGGAGUGCAGGUGGAGACCAUCUCUCCUGGAGAUGGACACACCCUCCUAAAGUGUAGCCAGACCAGCGUGGUGCACUACAUGGGAAUGCUUGAGGAUGGAAAGAAAUUUGAUUCUUCUCAGGACAGAAACAAGCCUUUUAAGUUUAUGCUAGGCAAGCAGGAGGUGAUCCGAGGCUGGGAAGAAGGGGUAGCCCAGAUGAGUGUGGGUCAGAGAGCCAAACUGACAAUCUCCCCAGAUUAUGCCUAUGGAGUCACUGGGCACCCAGGCGUCAUCCCACCACAUGCCACUCUGGUCUUUGAUGUGGAGCUUCUAAAACUGGAAUGACAGAAGUGGUCGCCUCCCUUUGCUUCUUGCACAUGGAUCUGCCAUGGAGGAUCUGGUAUGUCCAGACUGGUGCACAUGAAUCCAUGUGGGGCUUUUCCUAAUGUCCCACUACUCUUUGUAUAGACACCCUACUGAAUGUGUUCUGUAAUUCUGUCACUCAGCUUUGCUUGGAACACCUCCAUUUCCCCUUUCCGCUUUGUAUGUGUCUUGACCUAAACUAUGCCAUAAACCUCAAGUUACCUUGUUUUGGGGGUAAAGAUUAAGCUUCAGUCUUUCAGGUCUAGGUUUCCUGUGAAGUAUAUUGUCAAGUAUUAUUGACAGCACAAGUGAUGGGCUAACUUCAGGAUAGGAAUUGGUGUUGGGGGUGGGAUUUGCAGGAAUUUUUAUUUUCUUUCAUUUAAGUUUUUUGGAUGAAAAAAUGUCUAUUACAUAUUAAGAUAGUCUUGCGGCUGUGCUUCAAAGCCAUAGCAAAUCGGAGAUGCUGGUUUUUGUCCAGUGAGGGAGGUCCUAUUAAAUUGAAAGCCCUGCCCAAACUGAAGUGGGAAGGAAGAAGCAAGACUUUGCUUCUGACAGUCCUCCCACCUUCUGAAGCCAUCUGCCUUUUAAAGCAGGCCCCUUUACUGCUGUGUUGGACACUACAAAACCUGUCCCUGGGUCAGCAGGGACCCCUGAAGCCUUCUUCGUGACCUCGCUUAAUUUAUUUUUCAUCCUAUGGCUUUUAUAAUGAUUUUUCAGGACUUUUGCAAUCCUGUAACUAUCCAAGCUCCAGUUCCUAAAUUUUAAGAACUAUAAUGGAAACUUUAAAUUGAAGGUGUUGUUUGUAGACUCACCACCCAAUGGACACCCAGGCAUCAAUAUAAAUCCUCUAGUGUUCUCUAAUAAAAUGAUACUAUAUACAGCUUCAGCAUCCCCUGGGGUUUGAUGCUUGGCUGUCUCUGCUAAUCUCAGCUUCCUGGUUUCCCCUCCCCUCCUUCAGUUCCUUCUCAUCCUCUGCUGUCCUGUGUAGUGAUUUGGUGAGAGAAAGUACGCUUUUGUCCCCUGCCCUCUGUACCACACAUACGUUUCAAGAUUUAUUGUUGUAAUAAAAGUGCUUUAUGCUGUCUUUUCUCAAAAAAUCUUUCUUUGUUCAUGGAUGAAUGAAUAACUUGCCUUGCAAUACCAGGAAAUAUAUACAAUGACCCUAGGAUUCUUCACAUAUGCUUAAAAUAUUCUGUUACCUGUAGGCCCCCACACUGUUGUGGAAAAUCAUCUUUAGAUCUUGUUCAGACAAUUCACAGGCAUUGUUCUACACCUGCACUUGAUCCUCACACUCAUACAAGAUAAUGUGUCAGUUUGAACCAGAGCCAAUAGUUCAUCAGUUGCGUGCCUAUCAUUAACUUGCACAAAUUGAGAAAUAGUCACUUCACUAGAUCAAUUUACUGACAUCAAAUAGACUGGAAGUUUUUUUGUGUGUUAAUACCUGAAAACUGGAUGUUGAACACCAUUGGAGAAUGUGUUCCUAAUCUGUGAAAUAGUCCUGGCACAAUACAGUGGGACUCUGGCUCUUUCACUAAGUCAAGUUCUAUAUAACUCCCUACACCAAUGAGUCCGGAGCUCAUAAACACUUUCUAUCCACUGCAUCUUGCCCAAAUACAAAUGGAUAAGUCGUCUUCAUGUUUC
Messenger RNA from Mesocricetus auratus (golden hamster), 2382 nucleotides. Its product is annotated as peptidyl-prolyl cis-trans isomerase FKBP1A-like. Gene Ontology annotation, molecular function: peptidyl-prolyl cis-trans isomerase activity; pheromone activity. The transcript has 3 exons. NCBI's taxonomy places the organism in Eukaryota, Metazoa, Chordata, Mammalia, Rodentia, Cricetidae. Bases 214 to 723 code for a protein of 169 amino acids. The record is from RefSeq and is a predicted model, not a curated record.